This is a messenger RNA of Rhopilema esculentum, 1021 nucleotides long. RefSeq lists its product as uncharacterized. The record is from RefSeq and is a predicted model, not a curated record. Lineage: Eukaryota; Metazoa; Cnidaria; Scyphozoa; Rhizostomeae; Rhizostomatidae. Gene Ontology annotation, molecular function: GTP binding; GTPase activity.
UGCCAACACAUCAAAGCCAACCCUUUCAAAAUGAUUCCUCGUUUAGAAAGGUAUAAAUUGACUCGUCGAAAAGCUGUUUAUCAAUCUGAAGCUACAAGCUCAAGAAGUGUUUGCAAGUAAACUUAUCCUGAAGCGAAAGGUAUAACGAUAAAAUGGGUCUCUGGCUUUCACGCUUGGUGUCUGUGUUCAGUUCCUUUGGCAGCCAAAAUGCAAGGAUAUUGAUGCUUGGUCUUGAUGCAGCUGGGAAAACUACAAUUUUGUACAAGUUGAAGCUGAAUGAAAAUGUAACGACGAUUCCAACAAUUGGCUUUAAUGUUGAAACUGUUACCCCAGUGAAGAACGUCACUUUUACUGUUUGGGAUGUCGGCGGCCAAGAAAAAAUUCGACAGCUUUGGAGGCAUUAUUUCCAGGGAACAGAUGGCUUGAUCUUUGUUGUUGACAGUGCGGAUGUACCUCGCUUGGCUGAAGCAAGACAAGAACUGAUGAACAUAAUUCUUCAUGAGGAUAUGACAACUCAUUGUCCCGUUGUGGUACUUGCCAACAAGCAGGACCUGCCCAACGCACAACGCGCAAGCAGCCUCGUAGAACAAUUGGGAUUGCGCACCAUUAAGAAUCCAUGGUACAUCCAGCAAAUGUGUGCUGUUUCAGGUGACGGCCUAUACGAGGGUGUAGAACAGAUGGCAAAAAUGGUGAAAGAUUUCAGAAAAGGAAGAGGGUCGCAUUUCUGACUUUUUAAGACUAACUCUGCUUUCUUGUCAAGUCAAGCUUUUCCCCAAAAUAAAAUUACGAUCCAGGACAAGAAGCUUAUAGAUGAGUAGAAGUAGAAUUUUCAACUGUUUUGAUUGCUAUGACAAUCCACUACCGUCACCAUGUAAAUAAUUGUUUUAAGCACGAGUAUAGAAAUAAACACAAUAAGUUUUGUAAUCUGUGUAAAGUUUCUGUGAGAAUCUUAUUAAACGGAAGUAAGAAAAUAUUUAUGUAAUUCUUUUUAAUCUUCAGCGAUAAAUUAUUGCAUUCGUUA